Armigeres subalbatus is the source of this 2434-nucleotide messenger RNA. Its product is annotated as transcription factor glial cells missing-like. The record is from RefSeq and is a predicted model, not a curated record. Bases 434 to 2038 code for a protein of 534 amino acids. Gene Ontology annotation, molecular function: RNA polymerase II cis-regulatory region sequence-specific DNA binding; DNA-binding transcription activator activity, RNA polymerase II-specific. The transcript has 3 exons. Gene Ontology annotation, cellular component: nucleus. NCBI's taxonomy places the organism in Eukaryota, Metazoa, Arthropoda, Insecta, Diptera, Culicidae. Gene Ontology annotation, biological process: gliogenesis; regulation of transcription by RNA polymerase II.
UCUAGAUCGGACGUGUUGGAAGCGCGUGCUCUUAUCGUGGAUUAUGUGCAACAAAUGAAAAAAAGAAUCAAAGUGGUGGACAGGAUAACAUGUGAAAAAGAAUGAUAUUGCAAAAGACUUUGAUGUUUACAAAACAAGCGAGCAGAGAAGUGAUGAAACGAAUGCAGUGAAGAUAAACAACUGGAGCAUAGUAAUUUGUAGCUAGAGUGGAAUGAAGAUUGGAAGCUGUCAACCCUGAAGAACGAAAUAAGUUUGUGCUGUGUAUUGAGCAAACAUUUGAUUCAAGUGACAGACGAAGGCAGCGGCAGUGCUUCGAUCGUUGAAUCGAAUUAAAUAUUUAAAUUGAAUUAAACUCUGAUGAACUGAACAGUGUGUAUAGAAUAGAGAAUCGUGGAGAUAUACUAAUUGAUAUUGAACUAAUUAAAACUUAAAAAUGGUGAUAGUGCAAUCGAACAUCAUCACUUCCAACCGCAUUGGUCUUGACUGGGACAUCAACGAUCCCAACGUUCCGCUGGUGGGCGAAGUUGACCUGGAUGAGUUCAACGAAUGGAGUGACGGGCACUGUCGCUACAUCUACCGCGUUAUGGACGAGAUGGCCAAGCGUCAUUCCUCCGGCUGGGCUAUGCGAAAUACCAACAACCACAAUGUCAGUAUUUUGAAGAAAAGCUGCCUGGGAGUGCUGGUUUGCUCGGCAAGAUGUAUCCUACCGAAUGGGGAUAAGAUACACUUACGCCCCGCAAUUUGUGACAAAGCUCGCCGGAAACAGCAGGGAAAAUCGUGCCCCAAUCGACUUUGCGUCGGAGGUAUACUGGAGAUUCAACCUUGCAGGGGCCACUGUGGCUAUCCGGUUACACAUUUCUGGCGGCACACACCCAAUGCUAUCUUCUUUCAAGCCAAAGGAGUGCAUGACCAUCCAAAGCCGGAAUCUAAAUCAUCCGGAGAAACUCGAAAAAUUCUGGGCAUCGGCCGACGGGAACGUGUGCUCAAGGCAAUUCAAACAAAAGUUUCAAAGAUCACAAACGCAAAGCAAACCAAAAAGAUCACCAAACAAAUGCUGGAUAUUGGCAAAACAACACCAAUUAACAACUUGAACCGACUGAGCUCGGAGUCUGCCUACAAUCUAGCAUUCCCUAACAACUACAAAUCGAGCAAUCAAUGCAACUACUCAUCUACUCCAAGCAGCCAAUCAACGCAUGUCCAUCAGAGUACUCAAGACUAUAAUCAAACAUACUACUAUGACAACGCUAGCUUCAUUCACCCGGAGGAGAUUUUCCAGCUAGACCAGCCCAUUCGACCAAUAAACAAGUACCCAAGCAGCUCGACCACAAGCCUCCACAGCAUUGGCAGCUCGCCGCCCACCGUUCUAGACAUGGAAAGCGGCAAUAUCUACAAGAACAGCUUCUCCAGUUCAAACUAUGGCACUCGUUACUUCGACUGCAUAAAGUACGAAACGAGUAGCAACGAUACGGAUACCGCAAGUCUCACCAGCGGGUCCAGCGUGUUCGACGACUUCUCGUAUUACUCAAGCCCCCAAAUUGAUUACAGCAGCAUCAACACGCCACCUAACAACAACAAUAAUGGUAACCUCCCCAACAUGAACAAGAUGAACCUGCGUCUAUGCGACGAUAUCAAUUCGUUCUUUAUUGGCCAACCGAAUUGCGUGACGCAAAGUAAGCAUCAGCCGCUCCCCGAGGGCGGGGACUCCCCAACCGAGAACAAUCAACUCAAUGGGUAUUGCUACGAAAAUUACAGCAAUUCAGCGUCACCGCAUGCGGCAGCAACGAUAGCGUUGCUGCCGUACGGCGGCACCGAUGGCUAUGGUAACGAAGCGGCUUCUAGCGGAGAUGCCCUCGUUCCGAAUAACGUCACCACGACGCUGGCGGAGCAAACGGCACUUGGCGUUGAUGGUUGGUGGAACGGUAAUUACCCUGCGUCGUCGUCGUCACAUUCACAACCGGGCUGGAAUCAGAUCGAUACCGCCGGCAAUGGUAGCCAGCAGCAGUACUAUCUGAUGGAGCAAACUGACUAUUUGAGCUAAAUGGUAGGUGGAGACUGUGUAAUACAAGGGUGAUUAAGGCUUGACAAAUUAUUGUUGACUUGAGCUGGAAUUGAGAGGGACUGUUUAGUUUGUUGUCGGGAUAGGGAAGCUCAUUUACAGCUAAUUAAACCAUUGAAACUUAUCGUAGGUCUCAUUAAGUUUCAUCGAAGAUUAAUCAAAUGUACCAGUGUAGCAAGACUUACCUUUUACUUUACAAAUAUAUUGAGAUAUUAUUUUUGUCUCGUCUCUGUACUGAUGGUAAUUGUAAUUAUCCGUAAUAGGACAAAGUGAGAAUGUUUUCAUAUGUAAUUAGCGGUUAUGAUACACGUGUUUUGUUAAAACAAUUCUAGUCAUAUGUAUUUUAAUAGCAAAUAAAAUGUCUGAAAUCAAAAUUAA